AGUGGCAUUCAAUCCAAAUCUCCUCUAUCGCCUCCUCCUCUCCCCCUUUCUCUCUCUCUCUCUCUAACCCACCUGACCGCUCCUCUUCCUUUUUCACCCUCCUAUUCCCACAGCACAGAGAGAUGGAGCUUGGCUUAACCUUAGGUCACGCAUCAAAGCCAUUUGGCUUCUUUCCUAAAGAUCAAGAAAUUAACACCACGACCAAUGUUCUAGCUUUCCCAUUAGCCUUAGGUAUCAUCUCUAAUGGAGGAAAACAACAACAGCAACAACAUCAUGAGAAUGAUGAAGACGAUGAUGAAUCAGAAAUCAGAAGUACAAGAAACAUUAGUCACGAGCAGAGAGUCUCCAUCGAGCUCGAUCUCCUCCCUCUCGCUCCAGUUCCCCGUCACGCAUGGCCGCCGCCUUCUGAUACUGGGAGUUCGGAAGGGGGUUCAUCCGGAAAUACGGGUUUUCCGGCGAUUGCGAUGGCGGAGGAAGUGGCGGCGCCGACUUCUCCCAACAGUGGAGCGUCGUCGUUUCAGAUGGAUUAUUGUAUCUACAGAGGCGGCGGAAAUAUUAGUGGGAACAAGAGAGACGCAGAGGGUAUUGUUGUCGGAAACGACGUCGUGGAGGUGGAGAGAGCGUCGUCCAGAGCCAGCGACGACGACGAGAACGGUCUGAGUCGGAAGAAACUCAGACUCUCUAAGCAACAGUCUGCUUAUCUCGAAGAAAGCUUCAAAGAACACAACACUCUCAAUCCCAAACAAAAGCUUGCACUUGCUAAACAGCUUAAUCUUCGUCCUCGCCAAGUUGAAGUCUGGUUUCAGAACAGAAGAGCAAGGACGAAGUUGAAGCAAACAGAGGUGGAUUGCGAGUACUUGAAGAGGUGUUGUGAGACACUGACGGAAGAGAACAGAAGGCUAAACAAGGAGGUCCAAGAGUUGAGAGCUUUGAAGACAUCGAAUCCAUUUUACAUGCAACUUCCAGCCACCACUCUCACCAUGUGCCCCUCUUGUGAGCGUGUAGCCACCACUACCUCCGCCUCCACCACUGCCCCUCCAGCCACCACCACCACCUCCAACCCCACAGCCUUCUCUCUCUCUAGACCCAGGUUCUAUCCAUACUCUCACAGUACCCAAAACAAUCCCCACCAGUCUGCUGCCUCAUGAAUUUGAAGACACUACUUUUUAGAGUGAGAAACCAUUCAACAACCACUUUGUUAAUGUUAUGCAAAUAUUUGGUGUGUGUAAAUAGUCAAAGUGCUUGUUGGGUGCCUAAAGAGGGUACACCUUGACCUAUUGGUAUAGUUGCUUGCUUGGGAAUCUGUUUCCGAUUCCAAAUCCGAAACAAUUUAGAGAUAAAGAUUGUGCACAUCUGACACAAGAUGCGAAAUGCGCUGAGGAAUGCUCUGAAUUAGCCCUUUCAUGCACGCAUUUGUUGGAUGAUAAGUUCGCUUGAUGUUAUGGUUUUGUCAAGUUAGGACUUUUAGCUCACUUGUGAAUUUUGUGGGUUAGAAUUUAUAUCUUAGAAAGAAAACAAAAAAGGAAGUUAAGAAUUAGAUUAUUAGAGGAAUUUCCCUGAUUUUCCUUCAUUUUCUUGGGAAGUAAAGUUGGGAAGAAAAUAUUACUAGAAAGUUUUUGUUUAAUUAAUUUGAUUGUUGUUUGAUGACGAUGUUAUUAAAUUAAGGUUUUGUGGUUUGAAUUGAA
Molecule: messenger RNA, 1685 nt
Organism: Cornus florida
Lineage: Eukaryota; Viridiplantae; Streptophyta; Magnoliopsida; Cornales; Cornaceae
Product: homeobox-leucine zipper protein HOX11-like
Exons: 4
Coding region: 123-1148 (341 amino acids)
Biological process (GO): regulation of DNA-templated transcription
Molecular function (GO): sequence-specific DNA binding; DNA-binding transcription factor activity, RNA polymerase II-specific
Source: RefSeq, a predicted model, not a curated record